GUGUGUGUGUGUGUGAGAGAGAGGAAGCCAGUGGAAAAGGAACUUCAUGCUCUAAGGUCCAUUGUUACAUUGUGAAGAGGAAGAGUUGUGAUUACUCAUUGGAUUAUUUUUUAUUCAAAAAACAAAAACAUUUUUAAACCUUUAUGUAUCCAGGAAAACCCUAUUGAGGAUAGAUGAGAGAGACCUGAGUGGGAGUGCCGAUCUGCUCAAGUCCAGUCUAAUUACAUGGAGCCCAGAAGAUCUUGACUGGUAACCAGGAGCCUUCUUUCUGAAACUGUCCCAGUGAUAUUCAUUGACCAUGAGCGGCGGUGUGAACAUUAAGAACAUGUCCCAGGCCCAACCAGGCUCAGGUCUGGUUUCUGGUAUCCCCCUACCCCGGAGCAUGAUCCCCCUCUCCAGACUGGACCCCAAACACCAAGGGGGCGGCGGGCACCAUAACUCCACAGCACAGUUUCAGCUCAGCGCCAAAAGGCAUCCCUCCUCCUCCUCCUCCACCUUUUCAAAUGAGCUGCAAAGAGGUGCAGCUUUGAAGAGCCACCUGCUGCAGCAGAAGGGUGGUAUCUCUUCCCCUUGUCCCCCCUCCAGAGCCUCCUAUGCCCCAGAGAGAGGCACAGGCAGCCGGUCAGCCUACAGCAGCCCCCAGGUCCCCAAGAGGCAAGCUCCACCACCACGCUCCAAGGACACCCUUGACCUCCGCAGCAGCAGCGCGCUAUCCCAGAAGGGUUUGCGAGAACUUCACGUCAGGAGAAACGCCAACAGGAACUGGACCUCAGGCGAGGUUUGCCCCAGAAGUCUGGAUGACAAUGGAGACGCACAGGAUGCCUUGUGCAAGCUCUCUGGUGGUAAUGUCCACUCAGGCCAAAGCCGGGGUAGAUUCUCCCACACUAAAGCAGGGAACGGGAACCUGAUCACCUCUGUGUUGACGACCACCCAUACAUGCCAGGAGCGUAGGGAACCGGGAAAGCUCUCCAGCCAAGGCAUGGGCAUGUCUGAGAGAGAUAUGUCCACCAACAAACCCAGAGAGUCCCAUCAGAGCCAGGGUGGUGGUGAUGGCAGUCAGACAGUCAGUGUGCCACGCCGAGGGAUUGAGCCAGCCAAAGUCAACAUGGCCACUGUGGCACCUUUCACGUUCAGGUUGCAGGCCCAGGAUGGCGAUACCUCUUCUCUGGAGGACCUGAGUGACUGCUCCUCUGACUCCAUGGAGGUGUGCUGUGAUGACCUGGGAGGCAUGCUCAGAAGUAGUGUGAAAGGAAGCAGAGAAGGAGAUUUAAAGAUGGAACGGGCGGAAAGUACCAAAACGUACGGCCAAGCAGAGGGCAAAACUGUUGGCGUGGCAGCCAAGAGGGUCAAGUCGGGGAUGCCCCAGAGUGCCCAGCGAGGGGAACUGAGGGUGUACCGUGCAGGUAGCUCUGAAGGGCGGCUGCCUGUGUCCUCCAACCUUCGCAAGCAGAGGUCCCUGACCAACCUGGCCGUGCUCACCGAUGCAGAGAAGAAGAUGCACCUCUACGAGCCCAAGUGGUGUGAUGACAUGGCCAAGCCUAGAGCCGGGCAUCUCAAGACGGGCAAGCCCAAGCUGGCAGGAGGGGGUGGCAGUGGCGGAGGAGGUGGCGCGCCACUCUCACGCAACCUCUCCAAGUCAGAGCACUCUCUCUUCCAGGGAAAACCCAAACCCUUCAGCCCACUGGCGGCUCCUUCUGGCCUGGUCAGACCCGGUCAGAGCCGGAUCCCUAGGGGUCCCUAUGCAGAGGUGAAGCCCCUGAGUAAGGCCCCUGAGGAUGGAAAAUCUGAUGAUGAGAUCCUCUCCAGCAAGGCCAAGGCUGUCAACAAGAAGCAAGUGGCGGGAGCUUCUGGUGAGGCAGGGGCCAAGGGCCAAGGGGAUGGGAGCCAGUCCUUCCUCAAGGUGGAUCCAGAGCUGGUAGUGACUGUCCUUGGUGACCUGGAGCAACUUCUUUUCAGCCAGAUGCUGGACCCAGAGUCUCAGAGGAAACGCACGGUGCAGAACGUCCUUGACCUCAGACAGAACCUGGAAGAUACCAUGUCCAGUCUACGGGGAGCCCAGCUCAGCCAUGGCUGUCUGGAGAGCAGUAAUGUUUGCUAUGACAGUGACGAGACCAACGCCCGCAGCAUGUCCAGUCUGUCCAAUCGCUCGUCUCCUCUCUCCUGGCGCCACGGCCAGUCCAGCCCCCGGCUGCAGGCUGGAGACGCCCCCUCGUCCACGGGCAGCGGCGUGUACCAUGGGGGAAAGGCCGGGUCCCAGUAUACGGCCCACACCAUGCCUGCCCGAGUCUCCAGCCGUCUCAGCCACUCCUCCAGAAUAGAGCUCAUCGAAGGGCUGGAUGUGGACGAUGCUGACCUCAAGUCUGGUUACCUGAGCGACAGCGACCUGCUGGGAAAGAGCAUGCCAGAGGAUGACGAUGACAACCUAGCCAAUGGUUGGGAUGAGAGCAGCUCCAUCAGCAGUGGGCUCAGCGAUGGCUCUGUAGACAACCUCAGCUCUGAGGAGUUCAACGCCAGCUCCUCCCUCAACUCCCUGCCCACCACGCCCCUCGGCUCCAGACGCAACUCCUCUGUCAUGCUCCGCACUGAUGCUGAGAAGCGCUCCCUGGUGGAGAGUGGCCUGUCCUGGUACAGCGAGGAUGCCAAGGCUGCACGCAAGAUGGACGGGAGCAGCUACGAGACAGGGAGCCUCAAAACCGAGACCCCCAGCAAGUGGAGGAAGUCCUCCAGACCCAUGGAGGGUGCUAGUGAGGACGUGGGGGUCAAGGGGGAACUGAGGAAGCCCCAGAGCCUGGGUCAGCCAGGGAACUUUAAAAAGGGACGCAACCCCCCUGUGGGCGUGACCUCACCCAUCACGCACACCUCUCAAAGCGUCCUGAAAGUGGCAGCACCAAAGAGCGACCACAAGGCGGUGGACAAGACCCAGAUGUCUGUGAAGGCUGCUGGGCUGCAGCGCUCCCGUUCCGACGCCGGGAGAGAACACCUCCCGGAGCACCGGGAACACCGAAAGCCCCCGUCAGGCCUGGUCAAGCCUUCCGCCGGGGCCUCGUUCGGCUACAAGAAGUCCCCGACUACCGGCACUGCCACCGUCAUGACAGCAGGGGGCAGCACCAUCUCUAGUGGCUCUGCCACCGUGGGCAAGAUUCCCAAGUCCUCUGGCAUCCCUGUGAAGCCGAUGGGAGUAGGAGGAAAAGGGGGGCGUAAGAACAGCUUUGACGCCACAGGCAGUGAGGAGGGGGGCUUCCUGGGGCCCAACGCCCGUAACAGCCUCCAGUACCGAAGCCUGCCGCGCCCUGCCAAGUCCAGCACCCUCAGCCUGAUCGGCCGUCCUGGGUCGGCCCGGCCUGCCAGCAGCAGCAUCGACCCCGGCCUGAUGAGCCUGAAGCCUGUCUCCAUGGCCUGCCCUGGACCCAAGAGGAAAGAGCCCGGCAGUGGAAGCACUAAGGGGGCCAGUCGAGGAGGGAGCACAGGCCCUGUCAACCAGACAGACCGGGAGAAGGAGAAGGAGAGAGCUAAGGCCAAGGCUGUGGCGUCUGAUAUGGACUCCCUGUGUGGCUCCCUGAAGAUGGAAGACUGUCUGGGGGAUUCUACAGGGGAGUCCAGCACCAAACUGCAGGGACUGCGGAGGGCCAGUAGCAGCAAAUACCCCGAGCUCUCCUCGCCCACCAGUCAGAGGAUGCUGAGCUGCAAGUCUCUGGGUCGGCCGCCCAGCCUUGCCCACUUGGACAAGGUCAACUCCAAUAGCCUAGAUUCGUGCGUGACCAUCCAGGACCUGCCUCCUAAAGUGCCCCCUUACUCUAAGCUCCAGGACCUGGCCGGGUCUGGCUCACGCAGCCCGGCCCCCCGGGGCCUCACACCUAGCCCAGCACCCGUCCUGCACUUGGACUCCCCCAGCUGCUACCCCAGCCAGACCCUGUCCUUGGGGGGCUCUCCGCUGCUGUACCCCAAACUAUCUGGCUUGCACCGCAGCAUGGAGUCCCUUCCCCUCACCAUGAGUGUUCCUCCCAGUGGAGGAUAUAUCCGGGCAGAGUCCCGAGACAGGGACAGGGAUAGGGAGGAGGUGAGGGGCACAGGGACCUGGGUUGCUGGGAGCAGGACCUCCCUCAAUCUCCCAGACAGUUUGCAAACGGACAGGAACACCUUACCUAAGAAAGGAUUAGGGUAUGUCAAUCGCUACAGCUCUGGUCCGUCUGAGGGUCAGUCGGAGGGAAAGGAGAGGCGUCACUCCCACACGGCAGUGAGCCUUACAGAGAGCGAGAGCCCCCCUCAGCUGCCUUCUCCCACCCACAUGCCCCAUCUUUCCUCUGGCAAGGCCCACCUCACUAACGUGGUUUCCCCCAUCCCGAGCGGUGCCUGUGUCCCCAGGAUAACCCGCUCCAACAGUAUCCCCACCAAUGACGCGGCCUUCGACCUGUACGGCUCCUCUCCACUGGGCAGCAGCAUGUCGCUGGCCGACCGGCCCAAGAGCAUGAUGCGCUCUGGAUCCUUCCGUGACCGCGAGCCCGUGGAUGACUGUGAGACAGCUAGCACAUUCCAUGGCUCUGUCCUGUCCUUGGCAUCCAACGCUUCAUCAAACUAUUCCUCUACCGAGGAGAGGAUACAAGGAGAGCAAAUCCGCAAGCUGAGACGCGAGCUGGAGAACUCCCAGGAAAAAGUGGCCAACCUGACCACCCAGCUGUCUGCCAACGCUAAUUUGGUAGCAGCGUUCGAGCAGAGCCUGCAACUGAUGACGUCACGUCUGCAGAGCCUGUCGGUUAGCCAGGAGCAGAAGGACUCUGAGCUGACUGAUCUGAAGGAGACCAUAGAGAUUCUGAAGACGAAGAACACAGAGGCACAGGAUAUAAUCCAUGUGGCCCUCAGCAACCCUGACAUCCCUCCCAAAGAGCUGCAGAUGAAGAGGCAGAACUCUUCUGAGAGCAUCUCCAGCCUGAACAGCAUCACCAGCCACUCCAGCAUGGGCAGUCUGAAGGAGCAGGAGGCCAAGAAGAAGAAGAAGAGCUGGCUGAGGAGUUCCUUUAACAAGGCGUUCAGCAAGAAGGGGUCCAAGCUCUCGGCGUCAUACGCCGACAUCGAAGAGAUCGCCACGCCAGACUCCUCGGCACCCUCCUCUCCUAAAAUCCCCAUCCACCACGUGGACAGGGAUGGGGAUGGGGAGGGAGAUGGAAAUGGGGACAUUUCCAUGAUGAGGUCCUCUGUCUCUGCGUCUUCCUCUGGACUGUGCGAAGGAGGAGAGGAGCCCCCGGAGGAUGAGAAGGUGGUGACCACGCUGCGCUCGGCCCUCUGGGAGAAGGAGAGAAAGCUGACAGACAUCCGCUUGGAGGCCCUUAGCUCCGCCCACCAGCUGGAGCAGCUGCAGGAGGCCAUGAACAACAUGCAGAUGACAGUGGAGAACCUGAAGGCAGAGAAUGACCAGUUGAAGACAGGUGGUCCCUCCACCUCCACCUCCCAGUCGUCCGGCCUGGCAUCACUCGGCACUGCCUCGCCACGCCAAUCUGUUGCCAUGUCUCUGACCAAGACCUUCAGCAUGAGUCUGGGAGAGGGCAGCCCCUCUGAAGUGUUCCAGACAGACACCGUUAGCCUCCCCGCUCCCAGGGACGACACUCGCAUGAGAGUGGUGGUUCGCGUGGCCAAUCUGCGCGUCUUCAAAGAUGAGGUGAAACAGCAGGACUUCUUCAUCGGAACUGUGAGGGUUAACGGCAGAAUGGACUGGCCUAUGCUGGACUCGGCUGUUGGCCAGGCUUUUAAGGUGUACAUAGCCAAGGUGGACCCCACUUCCAGCCUGGGCCUUACUACAGACUCUGUCUACAGCUACAGUAUGAACCACAUCAGGAGGGUGCUGGGAGGGGAGCUGCCAGAGAGCCAGCCCUCACGCUGUGUCUCCAAGGGGCCCAGUGGCAUCACUGUCACACUCAAAGGUCUGAAGGAGAAGUGUGUGGACAGCCUGGUGUUUGAGACCCUCAUCCCCAAGCCCAUGACCCAACACUACAUCAGCCUGCUGCUGAAGCACCGCCGCCUCAUCAUGUCUGGGCCCAGCGGCACCGGCAAGACCUACCUCACGUCUCGCCUGGCAGAGUACCUGGUGGACCGCAGCGGUCGAGACCUCAACGACGGAAUUGUGGUCAACUUCAACAUGCACCGCCAGUCUUGCAAGGAUCUCCAGCUCUGCCUGUCCAAUCUGGCCAAUCAGAUUGACCGGGAAACCAGCACCGCAGAAAUUCCAUUGGUGGUUAUCCUGGAUGAUAUACAUGAUGCCACUUCCAUCAGCGAGCUUGUCAACGGGGCCCUCACCUGCAAAUACCACAAAUGUCCUUACAUCAUUGGAACUACCAACCAGCCGGUGAAGAUGACCCCGAACCAUGGCCUGCACCUCAGCUUCAGAAUGGUGACCUUCUCUAAUAAUGUGGAGCCAGCCAAUGGCUUCCUGGUGCGUUACCUGCACAGGAAGUUGAUGGAGGCGGAGGACGAGCGGAGCCUGGCCAACGAGGACCUCCUCAGGGUGCUGGACUGGGUGCCCAAGCUGUGGUACCACCUGCACACCUUCCUGGAGAAACACAGCACCUCUGACUUCCUCAUCGGCCCGUGUUUCUUCCUGUCCUGUCCUGUGACUGUGGAGGAGUUCCGCUCCUGGUUCAUUGACCUUUGGAACCUCUCCAUUAUCCCCUACCUGCAGGAAGGAGCCAAGGAUGGCAUUAAGGUGCAUGGUCAGAAGGCGGUAUGGGAGGACCCAGUGGAGUGGGUAAGGGGCACCCUUCCCUGGCCCUCAGCCCAACAGGACCAGGCCAAGCUGUUCCACCUGCCUCCCCCCAGCAUGACCUCUGGAGGCCCAGGCCAGCCCAGCGAGGCCUCAGCCAGGCCUCUUAAUAAGGAGACCCCACCCAGCUCCAUGGACACCCUGGACCCUCUGAUGGCUAUGUUGUUGAAGUUGCAAGAGGCAGCCAACUGCAUUGAAUCUCCGGACAGAGAAACAAUGGACCCCAGCCUCCCUACAUUUUGAACGUCAACUUCAACUGUAGACUCAAAACCUAGCCCUUCAAAUAGCCCCUAAAUAUGUACCCCUAUGUGAGCUCUAGUAUACACAGUUCAUAAUAUUCAGGAACAAAAACUCCAAUAUAGUUUUCUGCUCCUUUUGGACCUUAUCUUUAAUCUCCGCAAACAACAAUCACACUACAUAUGGUUGAAUGAGAAGCCAUUUUGUUUUGAUGUUUUGAAAUUGUAUUCAAUCAUGCCAAGUCAUACCAACAUAUAUUAUAGCGAGAGAAAACAUUUUUGAUUUCUUGAAAUAGAGGUUAUAUUCACAAUACACAGUAUAAAGUCUCUCUUUCUUUACUGAAGCCUUCUCUCUAUCACUGCUACCCUCGAUAGUAACAGGUGCUAAUUAUCGAGAUAAUAAGUAUCACUCUUACUUUAGAAAUGAAUCCUCAUCUCUCAUUGGUCUAAGCAGGUGAUUCUUCCAACAGCAAAUUCAAAUGACAAAAUAGCACCAUUCUUGCUUGUCAACUUUUGCUCAGCAACAGCAACAUGGCCUGCAGUGUGCAUGUACAAUUAAGUCAGUUGGAGACCCCGUUUUUGGCUUAUUGGAAAGAGUAUGGCGGCAUGUUGUAUGGCUUGUCAGGUUGUAUAGUCCUGGUCCUGAAUACAUAUCCAUCUAUCAAUCUUUGAAGGCCAAAUCUUAGACAUAUGCAACUCUUUAUACAUAACCAGGUGAACUUGUUUUUGACUCUGUGACCAAACAUACUGAAUGCCUUAAUAAAUAUAUUCCUUAUGAUAACCUCAAGAUGAACAGCAGUAUACAACAGUGGUGCUUUGCUUCAUAACCAUCGCCUCAGAGCAGAGUAGUGAGUGCCAGGACAUUGACUUUUUGCCCCCCCACGCAUAGUUCAGUGCAGUCCUGCACAGGUCAGUUUAUUUUGGAGCCGCACCCGCCCCCCGUCCACAUCAUUUCCGAGCCUCACCCGAUAUCCGACAUCGGGACAGAUUUUCCUCUGCAUAGAGUUGUUUCCGAGAGACGAUCCAUGACACUCCAAAUCAAUUUGUUUGACUGUUUUUAUGACUCCAGAGUAGUAAGGGAGAGGGGGAUACCUAGGAAGUUGUACAAAAAUGCAUUCAACUGAGGUGUGUCUUCCACAUUUACCCUCAGGCUAUUCCCAUUCCCUGCAGGAAUUCAUUUGUCUGUUCAAUGUUUGGAUAAAAUGAAACCAUGCCAUGAAUUAAGGCCUAUGUUCUUAUUUUCACAAUGCAAUGCGGCACAUUGACAACUCACAUCGCUUUGAAUAGGAUCCUAUUUAAUUAGCCUUCUUCUUACUUGACGAAAGCCUAUAGCCGACAUAACAAAACAAUACCUUUACAUUCAAACGUAAGUAAACAUUUCCCAUAACUGAAUAUGCUGUAGGCUGCAAAAAUAGCCUACAUUCAUUCAGUAGGCUAUUGGCUACUCAAACGUUUACCAGCCUCACAGGACUAAACUGUAUAUGGCCUGCGUAUGGUCUAAAUAAAUGAAAGCCUGAAUUAUUGUAAUAAUGAACUUAUAUUAACUGAAUUAACAUAAACAAAUACCUGUCCUUGUCCACAAUGACUCCAAAAUCCUUCCAGACUGGGGAUUUCAGUCACGGGCAGCACCUGUUUCCACGAUGGUGUAUUCCACCAUCACAACUGUUGAUAGGAAAUGUGUUCAUUCCACCCGCCAGCUGAUUUUUUUUUUUGCGAGUCAACUGUGGGGAGCCGUUGGUAGUUCAGGGUUGAUUUUAAUGUCACUUAACUAUAUUUGAGGGAUAAACAAUGUGUUCCAGGUAGUCUAGAUGGUGGGGAUCAGGCUUCCAUGGUCAAGUGAGAAAACAGGGUUGAACAGAGCAGCACACGGACACAUGGUUAUUUCCUUAUGGUUAAUAUCUUUGCUUAUCAUUCAUUGCAAAAUGACAAAUGCUGUCCACUCUGACCAACACAUUUAAAGAUGUCAUCAGUACAUACUAAAUUUCAGCUUCUGUGGUACUAGUUCCUCAUUUACUUGCAAGCAGCAUACAUUUGAAUUCAUUUGACUGAACUGACAUACAGCCGUAGAUUUGAAAUCCAACUAUCCGUUUGAAGAUAGAAGGCCACGCCAGCACUACCAACAUAUAAAAUCAGGUAUUACUAAGAAAGUUAUUUUGGGGGGGGAAUAACGCAUAAGCAACUACUAUUUGCUUGUAGCUCAGAUAUUGCUUGGCUUUUAUUUUGAAUAUGGUGAGGUAUGGUCUAAUCUAUUCCACGACAUGAUUCGGUAUAGUUUUGCUCAAUGCUUUAUUUCCAAUAUCGAUUUCAGUUAUUUUAUCUACAAUAGUUGCAUGGCGCAAAAACCUAAUAUGCUGAUCCAAAUACUUUACUGUUAUCUUGCAUGUUGACAGUCUAGUUUGGGGUCAGAGCAUAAAAGUGCUACAAAAAUAAUGUACACGUGGAUCUUUUACUCAAUUUGGUAGCCGUAUAACAUCGCAGAUCAUUUAGGUGCUUUCGAAUAUAGCCUUUUCCCAAAGCUACGGUCUCAUUCCUUGUAGAAAACAUGUAUUUGGGCCUAUUACCAAGACCCCGGGGUGAGUUGAACAUAAUUAUUUGCACCCCACAAAUCCUUCUCGUCAGACACAGUUUUAACUCUGCUAUUAAUAACAGUCUUUCAUCUACUGUAGCAACCAAUGGUGCUCUCCCCUCUUUUUGACUGGUACUAUUGCUUUGCUCGCCUUUGGUUUUAGGUUAUGACCGUUCAGACACACAGCAUAAAACAGAAGAAUCAUAUCUUUUCGCAUAGCAAUGAUCAAGGACCAUUCCCCACUUCGGAGACAUGGAACAUAGAAAGAUCGGUUGAUCAAAACAAGAUAGAAGUCAAAGACGAUGUACAUCUUUGUAUAAUGAGGUCAUUUUAGAGUAUAGUGGGUUACGGCAGUGCUCUCAAAAGAUACAACUGGCCAUACUGGCUGAUGCUGAAACAAUGUAGGAGAAUCAGUCUGUGUUUUGGGACUCUUCACACUGAUGAUGUAUAAUCCCUUUAUCAUAAGUCACCUGUGUAUAAAGUGUCAUUUAAUGUCAGAUUGCUUUCUUUGUACAACGGUUAUCACAACUGAAAGAAAUGGUGCACACUUGUCACAAGGUCAUUAUUAAGCACAGUGCAACUAAACCACCGCGAUGAAGUUAAAACAUGGUACAUUCCCUUUUUACUUCAGUUUUUUGGUAUGUUUUUCCAUCAAACUGUAAAACGACUCCAUCUGAUGACUUGAAGCGAAUUGCUUUUGCUGCCUUGUGUGGUCACAUUUUUACAAAUUGAAAGGAAUCCUUGAAUAACCAUAUGUGUGAAAAGAUGCCCCUUUGGCCAAUCCAUUUCACAAUGACACCAUGGCAGCGUUUACACAGGCAGCGCAAUUCUAAUCUUUUUGCCUAAUUAGUGUAGAAAGAGUGGAUCGGAUUGGUCAAAAGACCAAUAAGAGGAAAAAGAUCCGAGUUGGGCUGCCUGUGUUAACUCAGCCUACUAGACCCAUAUGAACCUUCUGUCAUCUAAAUGAUUAGCCUCAUUAACAACUCUGCAUUGUUUUACCAUUUCGAAGAGUAUAUUAUACUCCGUAUCUAUGUAUGCAAGCAAACAAAUGCCAUUCUGCUCGUUCUUCAUCUCAUUCACUGGUCGUUGUGGCUGUCGUGCUGUGUGUUUUGCUAACUAUCUUUUAUAUCAGGACUAUGCAGCAACUUCUACUGGUGUUGGCAAUUAGAGAAAAGAAAAUGGUCAAAAUUGUUCUGAAAGCUAACAAACCCAGUCUUGCCCCAGUCUUGCAGUAAGUUGGACCAAAUGACGAUUAUGAGAUAGUUUUCCAGGCAGGGUUUGACUAUGCCUUAAUGUGAAUUUUGAUGCAAGUGUUGCAUUGAGACAGAGUGAGUAUGUAACCUUUGACAAUGGAAGGGAUGCUUUGUGUCAAACCUUGGUCCCACAAGACACCACCUGACCUUGAAUUGGUGGGGAAAACUUGGGCUUUAGCUCAGUGGGCUAACAUACCCUUGUGGCACACAGGAAACCUGGGUUUGAACUCAGGUUGGUCACAUGAGGGAUAUAAUGUGUAGGUUAUAGAGUUUGUUGUCCAAAGGUUUAGGCCUGUAUUGCAGUUGGGCACAAUUGAAAUGAUUAUCUAAGAUCAUAGUUCAACAUAAAAACUUGAUUUAAAAAGAAAAUCCAAGAUAAAUCAACGUUUUUUUAUAUCAGGGUCUUCAAAAAAUCUUAAACAAAUCUGAAGAUCUUGGAAAUGAAGUAUUUCCACUCGAUGAAGGCCAAUACAGGUUGCUGAAUAGUCAUAAUUAUUUUACAAAGCUUGUUACUGACUCACAAUAAAAAAUAUAAAAACUGUAAUAAUGGUAUCUAAUGUCACUGACGGGCAAAUGUGAUGGAUUUUUAAAUGUUGUAAAUGCAUGCCAAAUGAGUGUGUGAACAAAAUAUGUAAUAGCAUCAACGUAUUGAUAGGGGUUCAUUCUACAUAGAAAAUGCUUUUUCUUUUUAAUAUGCUGAUAUUUGAUAUUUCUUUUUCUAAGGAAUCCUUUGUAAAAUUUCAUUUAUCUAUUUUGUACAGGAUUUCAUAAUUGUAAACAUUUGUACAUAGUUCUGCAUACUGUAUGCGACAACAAUCAUUAAGGAAAACAAAUAACUCCAUAAAGGCCUAUUACAAGACUAAUAACUUAUCACUCCAGAGUUGAGCGCAAUUCAUGGAGAGGUAGGCAUGCUUCUGAAAUGACAUUUUCAUCCACCUAUCGCUGUUCGUUCCAGUCAAUAAAAUCAUGUCAUAUA
Molecule: messenger RNA, 11779 nt
Organism: Oncorhynchus masou masou (cherry salmon)
Lineage: Eukaryota; Metazoa; Chordata; Actinopteri; Salmoniformes; Salmonidae
Gene: nav1b
Product: neuron navigator 1b
Exons: 32
Coding region: 299-6991 (2230 amino acids)
Biological process (GO): neuron migration; neurogenesis; microtubule bundle formation
Cellular component (GO): axon initial segment; microtubule cytoskeleton
Molecular function (GO): ATP hydrolysis activity
Source: RefSeq, a predicted model, not a curated record